UGGGAACCAAAUAAUCAUCACACGCUUGACGUCUACUUCUAUUCUAAAAUGUCCCAAAUAUCCAACCAAGAGUCAGGGUGUGCCAACUUCUACGCUACUGCUACGACUGAUUAAGGACCAAACGUGAAUUUUGGCUACGAACGUCUGGAACUCCAUGUACUGAAGCUUGAUGGACUGUGACAAGUUGCAUAUUGACCUGUAAAAUAAAUUACACGGUAGCUUUUAACCCAAAAUAUCUUAUGAGUAUGUGGAAAUCAAACACUUCAAGAAACAUGUUGAGGUCCCAAUACCAUGAGUCAAACUCACAAGAGAAUAUAAAGACCAAGGAGAGCAUGAUAAAGAUUUCCAAAAAUUCUGGCAUUCCCAGUGAAGUUAACCAAGGUUCAAAUGUUUGUGUUCUAUGAGACAAGUAUGAUUGUCCUCAAAGGCAGAAAAAUCUCGAAAUACUAUAAUAUUUUUGCAGCUAUGGAUGAUUUAUUAAAAAAGAUUGUGCGUGUUUUAAUGCGGGCUUAAAGAAGCGGCUCAAAGCAGGGUGAAAAAGCGGUUAAUCACUGAGCUCGAGGAAUUUAAGGCGUAUAGCGGGAAUGUCAAUGAUAGCGAGAAGAUGCGGGCGGUACUUAACUUUGUACUCUUGAUACUAAUAUUAAUGGUUGCACUUAGUGGUUACCGCUCAUGCGCAACCGCCAGUGAAAACUUCUAAGCGCAUAAUGCGCGAGAAAACUAAAUGAAAGGAAAGAAAAGAAAUUAAUUGAACAAAUUAUGAAUCUCAACAAC
Acanthoscelides obtectus is the source of this 774-nucleotide messenger RNA. NCBI's taxonomy places the organism in Eukaryota, Metazoa, Arthropoda, Insecta, Coleoptera, Chrysomelidae. The record is from the annotation of a GenBank genome assembly.